GACUGGGUUCGCGUUGCUGGGGCUCUCUACCCUGUUUUCUGCGAACUAAACCCUCCAUACUAUGCCGAUUUGGCCUGGCAACCGGCUCGCACACUUUCUACAUGGACGAAUCUUACGGUUCAAACUCGUACAGGAACUUUUGUUGGCAUGUUAAAUGCUACCUAUCCUAAUGUUCGGCAGUUCUUACGUGUUCUUUUUGCCCAAGCUCCGGUUGGUGACCUACGGUGGCUCCCGCCUCAUCGGUUGCCCGACUCCUCGAAAAGAAUCGAUUCGACCCGAUACGGCCCGGCAUGUCCGCAAUAUGUUGCCUCAAGCGAUGGCAUGUGGUCCGAAUACGAGCCGACCAGUCUCUUGCUCAAUGUAGGCGAAGCUGAUAACCAGGGUUCCACAGCCUGGUCUUCAGCUGAAGACUGUCUAUCCCUGGCUAUCUGGAACCCCUCCCACGCCAACGGAUCCUCGAAACUGCCCGUUGCACUAUUUGUCACUGGUGGUGGUGGAGUCACUGGUGGAAUCGAGGUUCCGUCCCAGCUUCCGUCCCAUUGGGUAUCACGCUCUCAGGAGCAUAUUGUGAUCACAAUCAACUAUAGAUCUUCUUUUCUCCUAUAUCCCAAAUCGAAAGCCCUCAAGGAGAGCUCACUGACUCUGUUGGAUGUCCGCGCUGCGGUUGAGUGGGUAUGGGAGAAUAUAGAGGCUUUUGGGGGUGACCCUGCGAACAUCAUGCUAUGGGGUCAGUCUCAAGGGGCCGCGUUGACCCACCUAUACACCCUCGCUUUUCCGGACAACCCGCUCGCAGCAAAAUUUGGCAUCAUAUCACAGCCCCCUACGGUGACCAUCAACCUAACUGAGACAGACGAUGUCUAUCAAGAUUUCCAUACCGUCGCCCGAGGGCUUGGCUGUAACUACGGAGAUGACGCGGAGGCAGAGCUUGAGUGCAUGCGUCAGGUCUCCUGGGUCCAGAUCGAGGAGUAUAUCAAUAGGUAUAACGGCACCACCUCACUGGCAUUUACUAACUAUAUUCCGGAUGAGAAGUACAUAUUUUCAAACGAGACCGCGCGCUAUCUGGCUGGCAAGGUUGCCCGAGGACCAGCCAUCCGGCCAGACGCAUCUAGGGAGCAAGCCAACACUGAUGAAUCAGUCACUAUCGAAGUUGAGGGUGAAUGGAUUUGUACUGCUUACGAAGAUUCAAUAUUGCGUGCGUCCUUGGGGCUGGAGACAUAUCGAUACUUAUGGGCGGGGAACUUCUCCAACAUCAGUCCAGUGUCUUAUCUUGGAGCUUUCCAUUGGUCUGACCUCUUGAUGAUCUUCGGCACUUAUAUGACGGAUGCUGGUGAUAUUUCCGAGCUAGAAUCCAUGACGUCAGAAGCCAUGCAGGACUAUAUCCUUGCCUUUCUCAAAGAUUCAUCAACUGUCAGUUCCGCGGUCGGGUGGCCGGCUUUCGAUGCUAGUGCACCAUAUGGCGGGCUUGUCUUGGAAUUUGGCAACCAGACAGCUGUGAAAAACAUCACGGGCAACUUUCUCGAGGCUGGAUGUUGGAAUUCAUCCAUAUCCUUUCCGAUUUAUGAGCCUAGGAAGAGAGCAGCGCGGUCAUGGUCAGCAUAA
Messenger RNA from Penicillium longicatenatum, 1599 nucleotides. RefSeq lists its product as uncharacterized. The transcript is spliced from 6 exons. Lineage: Eukaryota; Fungi; Ascomycota; Eurotiomycetes; Eurotiales; Aspergillaceae. The record is from RefSeq and is a predicted model, not a curated record. The annotation marks the transcript as partial.